Messenger RNA from Tuber aestivum (summer truffle), 280 nucleotides. The record is from the annotation of a GenBank genome assembly. NCBI's taxonomy places the organism in Eukaryota, Fungi, Ascomycota, Pezizomycetes, Pezizales, Tuberaceae.
CAAGUAUGGCAACGCACUACAAGCGGCUGCGUAUCACGGGAGCAAAUCGGUUGUGCGGCUUCUCCUGGAGCGUGGGGCAAAGGUGAAUACCCAAGGCGGCGAGUAUGGUAAUGCACUCCAAGCAGCUGCAAUUCAGGGAAACGAAUCGGUUGUGCAAAUUCUCCUUGAGCAUGGGGCAGAGGUGAAUGCUCAGAGUGGCCGCUAUGGCAAUGCACUGCAAGCGGCUGCGUAUCAUGGGAACGAAUCGGUUGUACGGCUUCUCCUCGAGCGUGGGGCAGAG